GAGUAGCUACGCGUCUUGUCCCCGCCCCCCUCCGACAGGGCACAGCAUCCAUCCUCUCACGCGCUGCGUGAUCCCCAUCACAAACCGAGAGCGGCGGCUUUGCUGAGCAGAUGGAGUAGUAGUACUAGUAGUAGUGGGAGUGCUCACGGCUUCCUUUCGCCCUUUUUCUCCACAUUCUUAUCUUUAAUGGAUUCGCCUUUUCUCUGGAAUAUUGCUUCAUCCCAUCGCGAGUGAGCUGCCGUGAAUCCUGAGAGGAGAAAUCUCCCGACAGGAGACAAGAUGGCGACCAACAACACCCUGCGCAGCUACUCCAUCAUCCCAUGUUUCAUCUUUGUAGAGCUCGUCAUCAUGUCCGGCACCGUGUUGUUGUCCUACUACAUGGAGUGCACGGACCUGUUCAGCGUGCACGUGCAGGGUUUCUUCUGUAAUGACGCCGAGCUGAUGAAGCCGUACCCCGGCGCAGAGGAGUCCAGCUUCAUCCCCCCUCUCAUCCUGUACUGCGUGGUGGCUGCUGCUCCCACCGCUAUAAUCUUUAUUGGCGAGGUGUCCAUGUACGUGAUGAAAUCAACGAGGGAAGCUCUCCUGGCCCAGGAGAAAACCAUUGUGACAGGAGACUGUUGUUACCUCAACCCACUUAUCCGCCGCAUCAUACGCUUCAUAGGUGUGUUUGCAUUCGGUCUUUUCGCCACAGACAUCUUCGUCAAUGCGGGCCAGGUGGUGACAGGAGGGCUCUCGCCCUACUUCCUGUCUGUCUGCAAGCCCAACUACACCGGCACGGAGUGCCGUUUUAAUCACCAGUUUAUCGUCAACGGCAACAUCUGUACCGGGAACCCCGUUGUUGUGGAGAACGCUCGCCGGUCGUUCCCAUCCAAGGACGCUUCGCUGAGUGUUUACUCUGCUGUUUACCUGACGAUGUACAUCACCAGCACCAUCAAGACCAAGUCCAGUCGCCUGGCCAAGCCUGUGCUCUGUCUGGGCACACUCUGUUCGGCCUUCCUCACCGGCCUUAACCGAGUCUCAGAGUACCGAAACCACUGUUCGGACGUAGUGGCCGGAUUUUUACUGGGAUCAGCCGUUGCUCUGUUUCUGGGUAUAUGUGUUGUGAACAACUUCAAAGGCGUCCACAGUGCAGCAGCCAAACAGAAAACGGAAGACUACCGUGGUCUGCCUCUGAUGACUUUCCCCCGUGUAGAGAGCCCUCUGGAGACCCUCAGCGCACAGCAAUGACACAUGUUCAGAAGAACAUACAGAACCACUCGACAUCGAUGACGGAGGUCACAUGACUAAGGGGGCAGCACCGGGUCACGUUUGCGUCCCCACAGCACUUCCAGACACAAUGACGAGGACGCAUGCCACGUGGCUCCGAAUGCUUAACAAAAAACACUGCUGAUAUAUCUGUUUAAUUCACCUGAGGGACAAAAUACACCAUGUUUCUAAUGGUUCUCAUCUAGUUGGGCUAUGCUCAAUUCAACCUGCACACCUAUCGCAUCAGCGGCAAAAAUAUCACAAGGCAAACUUAAGCACAGAUUGUUUUUCCAGAUACUGGAAAACCAUUUGAAACAUAGGGCAUUUUUCUCUCCAAGGUGCGCUGGUUUGUAGUUAGAGGAUGGUGUUUUGUACAUUUUGUAUGAGCGAGAGCUGUAGCCUAUCCUGACAGUGUUAAACCUGCGCACUUCCUGUCAGCUGACUCACUCUGUUUUACAUCACAUCCUCCGUCGGGUGACUUGCCUUGUCGAUCACCACAUCUAUUCCCCGUCAGUCUGAAAAAUCUGCUAUGGAAAAAAUAUUGAUGUUGUUGUUCUGUGAUGUUUGUCAUUUGUACAGAAAAAAAAAGACUUCCUUCUUUUUAUUAUCUCUCUCUGUGCAUUAAUUGACCGUGUCAGGUCAUAUUUUGUAAAGAUUUUUGUCAAUCUGUAUGACUAUUAUGAUCCAUUUGGACCUGUUUGCCUGCUGUGUAAACCUGGAUAUGUUUUGGUAUCAGUAUAGGUGUUUUGGGGAACAAACUCUCUCCCCUUUGGAGGAAACGACAAGGAAGAGUCAGUGAAGUCCUCCGAGUUAGAAAAUGGGGUUUGGCACUUGCAGUGUCAUGUUAUUAGUCACAAUGAAAAAGAAAUAUGAUUGGUUGGAAUUCUCACUAUGAGUUUGUGUGUUUCACCCCCGUUUCCUGAUUCACUGUGAUGUUAAUAAUAGGAAUUCCUUUACAGAGAUGUCCAGUGGGGCUAGCCUGGUAUGGUAUGGCUGCACAAUUAAAAACUGAAAUCCCAAUGGAAGACAUCCUUAUGAAAUACAUGGAAAAAACAAGACAGAAAUGCUCUUUGGUAUGAAAGUGAGUGACUUACUGAAAGCUUGGCUAGCCCUUUGAAUGGAAACCAGGCUAAUGACUCCUGCUUCACAUUUCCUCCUUGAGGCACCCCUCCCCCUCCCCGACCCACCAGUGUGAUGCGAUGUUGUGACUCCAUUUCCCAUUGGAAGAUACGCCCAGCAUGAAGAGAGAAGUCAAGAUGUUUUAUAGAUAUUCAUGAUUUCAAUUAUACUCAUUAUCAUUGUGAUUAUAAACGUCUUUUACUUUAAGAACACAAAAAAGCAUUUAAUUUGAAAUGCUACAUUUAUUUUUUUUUCUCUUUGUUUGUCCACAAAUUAAAUAGUCAGUAGCAAAAA
This is a messenger RNA of Sander lucioperca (pikeperch), 2658 nucleotides long. It is a transcript of the gene plppr1, whose product is annotated as phospholipid phosphatase related 1. Lineage: Eukaryota; Metazoa; Chordata; Actinopteri; Perciformes; Percidae. The record is from RefSeq and is a predicted model, not a curated record. Gene Ontology annotation, molecular function: phosphatidate phosphatase activity. Gene Ontology annotation, biological process: phospholipid dephosphorylation; signal transduction; phospholipid metabolic process. The coding region runs from base 280 to 1227 and encodes 315 amino acids. The transcript is spliced from 9 exons.